AAGAGAAUGGAAAUUGGAAACAGUUCAUUAGUGACAGAGUUUAUCCUUGCAGGUUUAACAGAAUAUUCAAAGAUCAAGCUCCCCCUCUUCUUCUUCUUCCUAGGAAUCUACAUUGUCACUGUGGCAGGCAACCUAGGCUUGCUCAUUCUAAUUGGACUGAAUUCUCCCCUCCACACGCCUAUGUACUACUUCCUCUUUAAUUUGUCCUUUAUUGAUCUAUGCUAUUCUUCUGUCAUCACCCCAAAACUGUUGAUAAACUUUGUGUCAACAACGAACAUCAUCUCCUAUGGAGGAUGCAUGACUCAGCUCUUUUUCUCCUAUUUCUUUGUCAGUGCAGAGUGCUAUGUGUUGAUGGUGAUGGCCUAUGAUCGCUAUGUAGCCAUCUGUAGGCCCCUGCUUUACAUGGUCACCAUGUCCCCUCAGGUCUGUUCUUUUCUGGCUGCGAUUGUGUAUGUGGUGGCAUUCAUUGGUGCCUGGGCCCACACGGGGUGCAUGCUGAGGUUGACCUUCUGUAAUGCCAACACCAUCAACCACUACAUGUGUGAAAUCCUUGCUCUCCUGGAGCUCUCCUGCACCAGCACCUACAUCAAUGAACUGGUGGUUUUCAUUAUUGUGGGGUUUGCUGUUGGUGUGUCCACCCUCAACAUCACUGUCUCUUACACUUUCAUCAUCUCUAGCAUCCUCCGCAUUCGCUCCACUGAAGGAAGGUCCAAAGCCUUCAGCACUUGUAGCUCACAUAUUAUUGUUGUUUCUAUUUUCUUUGGGUCAGGGGCAUUCAUGUACCUUCAUCCUUCUUCUGUUUUGUCCAUGGACCAGGGGAAAGUGUCCACUCUGUUCUAUACCAUUGUGAUACCCAUGCUUAAUCCUCUGAUCUACAGCUUCAGGAACAAGGAAGUUAAAGUUGCUCUGAAGAAAAGCUUGAGUAGAAAAAACAUUUUCCUGAGUUGA
Messenger RNA from Choloepus didactylus (southern two-toed sloth), 948 nucleotides. Its product is annotated as olfactory receptor 145-like. Gene Ontology annotation, molecular function: G protein-coupled receptor activity; odorant binding; olfactory receptor activity. The record is from RefSeq and is a predicted model, not a curated record. The coding region runs from base 7 to 948 and encodes 313 amino acids. The transcript has a single exon. Gene Ontology annotation, biological process: G protein-coupled receptor signaling pathway; sensory perception of smell. Gene Ontology annotation, cellular component: membrane. NCBI's taxonomy places the organism in Eukaryota, Metazoa, Chordata, Mammalia, Pilosa, Megalonychidae.